Molecule: messenger RNA, 1065 nt
Organism: Lodderomyces margitis
Lineage: Eukaryota; Fungi; Ascomycota; Pichiomycetes; Serinales; Debaryomycetaceae
Gene: PPE1
Product: carboxylesterase-mitochondrial 37S ribosomal protein YmS2
Exons: 1
Coding region: 1-1065 (354 amino acids)
Biological process (GO): protein demethylation
Molecular function (GO): protein methylesterase activity
Source: RefSeq, a predicted model, not a curated record
AUGUCAGACUUGCACAAGGCAUUUUUACAAAGAGUCAAGAAAAAGGAAGCAGAGUUGGGUCUACUGGUGUUGGAAGAGGACCCGGUAAGUGAAGAUUCCAAAAGUGCCGAGGAAGAAGAUACUAGUCAAACUGAUCAAACUAUUGUGAGAGAAUAUGAACUGUUCAAGUCCGAGUACUUUAUCACUGAAGAGUAUGCUAAUGGACUGUUAUCAUUCAAGACGUACUUUAUGGCUUCUAAAAAGCCCGGUCCAGUAUUGAUAUGUGGCCAUGGAGCUGGAUCUUCAUCCAUGUCAUUUGCUGAGUUGUGCCGCAAUAUUACGGAUGAGACUAUUAGCGUCUUUUUGUAUGACAUGAGAGGCCAUGGCGGCUCACACGGAGAACUCGACUUUGCAUUAGAUACACUAGUUGCAGAUUUUGACUUUAUAUUGUGCGAGUUUAUUUCUAGACACCAUCCUUCUGCGGUGUUUUUGCUAGGGCAUUCGUUGGGAGGGGCAAUCUUUGCGAAAUACGUGAAUACCCACCCACAAGGUAUUGUCAAAGGCUUGAUACUUUUGGAUAUUGUGGAGGAAACGGCUGUAAGCUCACUAAAUGUCAUGCCCUUUUUCCUUGAAAAGUUGCCGUCGUCAUUCCCCAGUAUAUCAAAGGCGAUUGAUUGGCAUUUGAAUUUCCUACUUUUCAACGAAAAGUCAGCUAGGUUGAGCUUGCCGGACAUAUUCAAUUUAGACACAAUGACAUGGAAAACGGAUUUGAAGCAGACUCAACCCUACUGGAACACGUGGUUCGUUGGUCUAUCCAAGAAUUUUCUCAACUUUCCCAAGGCCAAACUUCUCAUACUAGCUGCCCAUGAGACCUUGGAUAAGGAGCUCAUUAUAGGACAGAUGCAAGGCAAAUACGAGUUAGUUGUGUUUAACAAUAGCCAGAAAAGCGGACAUUUUGUUCACGAGGAUUUACCAAAACAUGUUGCUCUUCGUGUCCAGGAGUUUAUAUGCAAGGUGGCUGCUCCUGAAAGGUACAUGAGAGAACAUCUCGGAGUUACACCCAAAUGGGGAGGUAAGGUUACGUAA